Messenger RNA from Paramecium pentaurelia, 1567 nucleotides. The record is from the annotation of a GenBank genome assembly. NCBI's taxonomy places the organism in Eukaryota, Ciliophora, Oligohymenophorea, Peniculida, Parameciidae.
AUGGGUUGUUAAGCAUCUAAAAAAUAACGUAAAACUUCUAGAGAUAAUCGUCCUAGUUUACUAGAUGGUUCAAAUGAUCUUUAAAAAUAGAAACUUAUAACUUUAGAGACAAAACCAGAAGAAAGAAAAAGCAAAUAACCAAAAUCAUUAGAUAAAAAUAAAAUAGUAGAACUAUUUUAAGCAGAACAUUAAUAAAUUUACAGAAAUAAGAAAUUCUAACAUGAUUAUUUUAUUACUGAAGAAAAAGUGUUAAUAAAUGGAUUUUAAGGAAAAAUAUUUGUUGUAGAAAAUAAAGUUACAGGACUUAAAAGAAUAGCUAAGAUUGCUAGAAAUGUAUUAACUAAUAAUUAAAUUAAUGAAUAUUUAGAUUAUUUGCAAUCACUUAAAAAAAUAGUAAGUUUUAUAAAAAUUUUAGGAUCAUCCUAAUAUUAUAAAAUUAUUCGAUUUUUAUCAUGAUGACAAACAUAUAUACUUGGUUGAAGAAUACACUGAUGGUGGAGAUUUAUAUUAAAGAUUAAAUACAGAAAUGCAUAGUUAAGAGAAAAUUCAUGUGGCAUAUGUUUUUUAAUAGGUUUUGUCAGCAAUUAAUUAUUUACAUUAAUAAGAUAUUAUACAUAAAAAUAUUACAAUGAGUGGAGUAGUUAUAGCAUAAAAGUCUAAUUUAUUAAUUAAAUUAAUUGGAUUAGAUGAUUUAUACAAUAUCUUCUAAGAUUUCAAUUCUGAUAUCAGUUAUAGAGCUCCUGAAACUUUUGCUGAAAAUUAUUAAUGGAAUAAAGCUGCAGAUAUUUGGUCUGCUGGAAUAAUUUUAUUUGAAUUAAUGUAUGGAACACAUCCAUUCAAAGAUUAGACUAGAUAAUUAACUGUAUAAAAUAUUAAAAGAAAUAAUAUCAAAGAAGAUAUUGAUUUAAAUUCAAUUAAUGAUGAUGCAUUUAAAUUAAUUAGUGAUAUGAUUAAUCCAGAUCAUAAGAUGAGACCUAAUACUAAGGAAUGUUUAAAAUAUAAGUUUUUUAAAACUAUAAGAAAAUCAUCAAUGAAAAUAACUAGUGCUUUAUUAAGAAUAAAAGAAUUUUAAAGAAAAAAUGAAUUAAGAUUGAUAUUAUUAAGUUUAAUGAUAGAAUAUUUAAUGUCUAAAGAAGAAAGAGAUAAAAUAGCAUAAACUUUUUAAAAAAUAGAUAUAAAUAAUGAUGGUAAAAUAUCUAAAACUGAAUUAUAUUAAUAAUACUUUGAAAGUUCAGGUAAUGAAAAUUUAGCAAGACAAGAAGUAGAUAGAAUCUUCUAAUAAUUAGAUAUCAAUAAAAAUUAAUUCUUAGAAUUCAAUGAAUUUUUAAUUGCUUCAUGUAAUAAAACAGCUUUAUUUAAUGAAGAAAAUUUAAUGAAUUUCUUUAAUAAAUUAGAUAGAGAUCAUAGUAAAUAAAUAUCUGCUAAUGAACUUAAAGUCUUUUUCUAUAAUACUAAAUUAUCUUAAUCAGAUUGGCAAUAAGUAAUACAUUUGGGUGAAAAAAAAGAAGAAAUGAAUAAUAAGAUAUCCUAUGAAGAAUUUAUAUCAUUAUUAACUGAAAAUGAAUGA